AUAAUAAGGUGACACUAUGUGUGUCAAUAUUAGAUAGUUCCUUUUUGCUCAUUUGUGCCACUCUGAAUGGAGGGUACUCAGAAUAUCUUCUUUCCUUUUUCUUUCUAAGUGUGGUAGUUUCGACAUUUACUGCACACAUUAAUUUGUUAAGUAAGAUCCAUAUCAAAAAUGAAUUACUACUUUCCACAUUUUCUAUUUUAAAGAAAAAUAUGUUUAUUAUCAUUUCUCCAAAAGGAAUGUUCACGCUCUCUUUAAUAUUUAUGCUUAUCUUUUUAUAAGGCGGUUUAGUAAAUAAAUCAAGAAAUACAUAUAUUACUAUAAGGGUGUUGAUUUUAUGAGUGUGACAUUAGCGGAGCCAAAAACUUCCGUGGUCUCGGGUGGGCGAAAGAAAAUCACAUCCAAGUUUACCGACGGAUCUGAGCUCGUUGAGGAGUAUGAUGUCAUCAGUGAUGAUUUAAUGCUCAGGAAAAGACGAAUUCGCAAUGUUUUAGGCGGGUGGAAUGAUUGGAUUAUCGAAAUCGGGGCAGAGGAACGGUUACGGAAUCUUGAUCAAUCGCUCAUAGUAGAGUCUAUCGGGAACCCGCAGCUUGUACGUCAGGAUACCGAGAAGUUUCACGUUUUCCGAAUUCGGAACCUUACAUAUCCAAAGGAUACAUUUAUGGUAGAAGUUGAAAAGAACAAUAAAGAUCCAAUCGGCGAGAUAGUAGUCCAGACGACAAACAAGAAGUACUAUAAAAGAAUUUCUAUUCCAGAAAUGGUUCGUGCAGAAUUACCUCUGGAUCCAUCACAUCUUAGCUUUGAUGUCAAACACAACACGCUGAUUAUUAAUUACAAGAAGCAUGUUUCCAUUCUACAAAUUGAAUCUCAGGCGAAGAAAGAGCGAACUUCUUUACCAUCAAAGCGUGUUGAGGAAAACAACGCUAAUUGCGCACAACAAUAGCUCAUUUUUCCUUGUAUUAAACGGCUUUUAGUAAAGUUGCCAUACAAAGAUAGAUAAAUAAGCUUUAUUAUCUAUUUUUCUUUGUGUGUAUUUGUGAUGUACGUUGUAAAAUAUUGUGAAUAUUUAAUGAUCGCCCAUUUUAAUAGCAUUGUUCACAAUUUUACAUGUUUAUUUGUGAAAGACUAUUUGGCUUCAUUGAUGCGCUAAGUUUUUCUUAUUUGUCCUUUCAAAGCCUGAAUAAAUAAAUCAA
Messenger RNA from Phytomonas sp. Hart1, 1190 nucleotides. Lineage: Eukaryota; Euglenozoa; Kinetoplastea; Trypanosomatida; Trypanosomatidae. The record is from the annotation of a GenBank genome assembly.